AUCGCUAAAGGCCCUGGAAGGACCACACAAAACGCCAGCUCCCGCGCACGCCCUGAGCCGCGCGCCGCCCGGAUGGGGCGGGGCAAAAGAAAGGGCAGAGGCCGCCCCGGGACAUCGGGGCGCAUGCGCGCCGCUCCGCUGCAAGAUGUCAGCUCAGGGGGAUUGCGAGUUUCUGGUGAAGCGAGCCCGCGAGCUGGUGCCCGGAGAUCUAUGGGCGGCCAAGGCCUGGCUCAUCACGGCGCGGAGCCUCUAUCCCGCCGACUUCAAUAUCCAGUACGAGAUGUACACCAUCGAGAGGAACGCGGAGAGGACGGCGUCGGCGGGCAGGCUGCUCUACGACAUGUUUGUGAACUUUCCGGACCAGCCUGCAGUGUGGAGGGAGAUCAGUGUUAUUACAGCAGCGCUGAGGAAUGAUUCACAGGACAAGCAGACUCAGUUUUUAAGGGGAUUAUUUGAAACCCUUCCUGGUCGAGUGCAGUGUGAAAUGUUACUGAAGGCCACAGAGCAGUGUUUUAACACACUAGAAAGGGCAGAAAUGCUACUGCUACUUCUGCGACGCUUCCCAGAGACUGUGGUACAACAUGGGGUUGGCCUUGGAGAAACGUUAUUAGAAGCUGAAAAUAUUGAAGACCAAGAAUCCCCGGUGAAUUGUUUUAGAAAAUUGUUUGUUUGUGAUGUUCUUCCUCUAAUAAUUAACAACCCUGAUGUUCGACUUCCUGCCAGCUUGUUAUAUAAAUACCUGAAUAAAGCAGCAGAAUUUUAUAUUAACUAUGUAACUAGAUCUACACAGACAGAAAGCCAGUAUCAAGGUUCACAAGAUUCAUCUGAUCUUAUGUCUCCAAGCAAACGUAGCUCUCAGAAAUACAUAAUAGAUGGUCUGACAGAGAAAUCAUCCCAGAUUACAGAUCCGUGGGAGAGGCUGUUUAAAAUAUUGUCUGUGGUGGGAAUGAGGUGUGAAUGGCAAAUGGAUAAAGGAAGAAGAAGUUUUGGAGAUAUUUUGCAUAGAAUGAAAGACCUCUGCAGAUACAUCAGUAACUUUGAUAGUGAUGCUCAUGCUAAAUACAAGAAUCAAGUAGUGUAUUCUACAAUGUUGGUCUUCUUUAAGAAUGCAUUCCAGUAUGUCAGCAAUAUCCAGCCAUCUCUCUUCCAAGGUCCAAAUGCUCCAAACCAAGCCCCACUGAUUCUUCUUGAGGAUGUGACCAAUGUCUAUGGUGAUACAGAUAUUGAUCGUAACAAACACAUACAUAAAAAGAGGAAACUUGCUGAAGGAAGAGAAAAAACAAUGAGCUCAGAUGAUGAGGAUCCUUCUGGAAAGGCACGAAGUCGUCAUAUUGCAGUUAAUAAGGCAGACCUUGCGAACUCUAUCGAAGUACUAGAGAGCUUUAAACUGGCAAGAGAGAGCUGGGAGCUGCUCUGUUCACUGGAAUCACUUGACAAAGAGUUCACCAGAAUUUGUUUGUCGUGGAAGACUGAAACCUGGCUUUGGUUAAGAAUCUUUCUUACGGACAUGAUUAUUUACCAGGGGCAGUACAAAAAGGCAAUUAGCAGCCUGCAUCACUUAGCAGCUCUUCAGGGAUCUCAUUCUCCACAACAAAUUACAGGACAAGGAUCACUAGAAAAUCAGAGAGCACUAAUCCAGUUAGCAACGUGCCACUUUGCCCUUGGAGAGUACCGGCAAACAUGUGAAAAAGUGCUUGACCUCAUGUGCUAUAUUUUACUUCCAAUACAAGAAGGAGGUAAAGUACAGGAGGAGCAACCCAAAGUCAAGUCUAAAUUCAGAAAAGGGUCUGAUUUGAAGCUUUGGCCAUGUACCAGUAGAGCUAUCAUGCCUUAUUGCCUUCAUCUGUUGUUAGCUUGUUUCAAGCUCAGAGCUUUCACUGACAACAGAGAUGACACGGCAUUGGGCCAUGUGAUCGUUCUACUUCAGCAUGAGUGGCCAAGGGGUGAAAAUUUGUUCCUGAAAGCCAUCAACAAAAUCUGCCAGCAAGGGAACUUCCAGUAUGAGAAUUUUUUCAACUAUGUCACAAAUAUUGACAUGUUGGAGGAAUUUGCUUAUCUAAGAACACAGGAAGGUGGGAAAAUCCAUCUGGAACUGUUGCCAAAUCAAGGAAUGCUGAUCAAGUAAAACUUAGAUUCUUACACCAAUAUCAUCCUCAGCACCUUACUCUUCAUGGGAGACCAUUCCUUUUUCUGAACUCAGGAAGUAAACUACACUUUUUCUUCAAAAGCUGAUGUAUGGUCUUGGUAGCCUCUCAGUCAGGUUCUGCAAAAUGUAAUAUACAGCUUGUGAGGUUUCCCUUUCCUUGGUAUCUAUGGUGAGAAUAUGAAGUUCCACAGUUUGGGUUUCAUCAGGUGGUAAAGCCAGCUCAUUGUUUGCACAGCCAGCAAGACUUGUACAAUGAGCUCUGAGUUCUGCUAAUAUUUGCCUUUCUACUCCGUUGUAGAUAAGAUGGGUUUCAUAGCUGUACUGAUUACCUGUGGCUGCGUUAGCUAGAGAGGUUAAACAGGAAAAGAACAGUAUGCAGGAAGUGACUGAUUGAUAUCAUGCUCCUAUUUUUGAUAAUCUUAGUCUAAUUAGACUGAUCUUAGACUACCAAACACUGCAUGAACUUGAUGUGAAAGCUGAUCAGUUUUCUACCUCUAUUCCCAUUCCCAGCUCAUCUCUCCUUGAGGAUGCAGGAGGAAUUCUUAGUUGAAGUGAAACAAACCAUCUUGAAAGCAUAGUUUUUAUUCUGAUUGUGCAUUUGGGUAUGUUUACUUUAGUAGAUCUUGCAAACAGUCUGCAGAUGCAGUUGUGCAGAAAUCUGUUUGCAAACAUCUGCCACCAUGGGACCAACAGUGUCUUGCUGCUAUUUUUCAUUUUCUAUUUGCCAUGUUCAAUUUUGCCAAAAUUGUGUUCAUUCAUGAUGAGUUCUUGAAAAAGUAUCUCACAUGAUUAAUUCCUUUGAGUAUUUUAUUUCAGUUAUCUGUACUGUAGAGGUUUUUGUGCUACUAACAUGUUUGUUCUUAAAUUGAGGUGAAUUUUUUUUUUAGCAUAGCUCUCUAUCCACAGUUAAGUAGUAUAUACUAAUCAGAAAGCUCAUCUGCAAAAUCUGGAGGUAGGCGCCUAAUUCAGUACUAGAGGCAUAUAUGUCCAAGUUUGCUUCUCAGCUCCUUAGCAUCUGUGGGAGUGAAUUUUGUACACUGCUUGAGUGCCUAUGUGAGUUUUACACUGUUUUGAAACUUGGAUUAAGAAACUAGGCCUGUUCUCCUUAUACCAAAUUUCCCAUUUCUCCCUAGGUAGGGCAUUGGAUUUGCUCUAGGAUGUAAGUGUAAGAUGAUUGUCCUGUGCUUUAAGUAGCACACAGAGAUGAGGACUUCACAAAGACCAACUGACACUUUUUGGAUGGUAGCUCAUGUGACCCUGGGUUGUAAGCAUCACUGCAAAUAUUCCCCUUAACAUAAGGAGGUUGCUCUGAGUGGGCAUUCCUGCUGUGACAUUACGCCACCCUAUAGCAGCUUCAUCUGUGUGUGGUUAGAAUUUGAAACAGUUAAAAAGGUCACCUGUGGAUUAACUAAAGGAUAUGUAUGCAACCUGUAACAAAUACUGUCAUGUACACCAUGUGGCUGAUACCGGCUGUGCAUGCAUUUGGCUUGAGCUCAGCAGCAACUCCCUUACCUCAAGCUGUGGGCUCUCCCUGACACUCUCUUCUCUGACAUGCUCUCACUGGCUGUGCAGGAAGACUGUGGUAUCUGCAGUGCUCUUCUCCAACCCUGUAGUUUUAUUGUCCUCUUAUCCUGCGUUCUCCUUGAAAAUAAAUUUUUUGAUACUUAGAUGGAUAUAGUUAAUGUAAUUAUUAUUAUAUAUAAUAUAUGGCCCAAGACAAUUUGUUUUCACUCAGUGUGGCCUAGGUAAGACAAAAGGUUGGGCACCCAUGAAUUAAAUCUUUUCUGAUGAGCACACUUCCUGGGACGACUAAUGACAGUUCAUUGUGUUACAAGCUGUGAGUUGAUUUCUGCACCUACCACUGUUCUUUCUCCACACAAAUAUGCAUAUUUAUUUAGGCUACAUUUGCAAAGCAGCCUUAACAAUGGAACUGGGGGUGUUUGUAUGUUCAGUGCUGUUCAGUCCUGCACUCCUUAGACUGCUUGACGGUCUUACUGCUUUUGGGCUCAUCUUAGUUCUCUCUUGCCCCUUCUUUUUUUCUGGAUGGUUGUUUUGCACCAGAGGGUUAAUUGGUGUGUGGGUGUUUGAAUACUGCUAUU
Molecule: messenger RNA, 4245 nt
Organism: Lagopus muta (rock ptarmigan)
Lineage: Eukaryota; Metazoa; Chordata; Aves; Galliformes; Phasianidae
Gene: INTS10
Product: integrator complex subunit 10
Exons: 17
Coding region: 146-2125 (659 amino acids)
Biological process (GO): snRNA processing
Cellular component (GO): integrator complex
Source: RefSeq, a predicted model, not a curated record